Molecule: messenger RNA, 4020 nt
Organism: Leptomonas pyrrhocoris
Lineage: Eukaryota; Euglenozoa; Kinetoplastea; Trypanosomatida; Trypanosomatidae
Exons: 1
Coding region: 466-4020 (1184 amino acids)
Molecular function (GO): protein binding
Source: RefSeq, a predicted model, not a curated record
GCUGUGCACCCACACGCACUGCGAGUGUGCAUCAACACCAGCGCACACACGCACACAGGUGUGGCCUCCCUUUUUCCUAGAGCACAGCGCAAUACUCUCAGCUGUGUUCUCAUUUUGAAGGUGCGUUGCACCGCCUGCCUCUUUUAGAAAGGACGUCUCCCCGCGUUGGAUUGAAGAGAGGCCGCAACUUAAUCUGUGCCCUCUUUUCUGUAUGCAUACCCUUUUUUUGUUUGUGGUUAUCAAACGCGUCCCUUUUCAAUCUCCAUCAAACUCAUUGAAAGGGCCAUAAAGGUGUACAUUCCGAUAUCGCCCUGCUCGUUAGACGGUUGCUCUUUUUUCUUCCUCUUUUGAAGUGAGCUUUAGAAUUUAGAUUUUCCUCCGUGUCUUGUUUUCUGACGGUGUUUUCUUGGUGUUCUGCUUCAGUACUUUUACCCACCUCUUAGAUCUUACAACCGUUACGGCGUCAUGGCUUCCUGGUCGGUGCUGGUAACCCUUCACAAUUUGGUCAACAUCCCGCUCUCCGCCUGUGAAAAUGGUCCGCGCACCUUCGCAGUGGAGGCGCACAUGCUGCACCGCGCAUCCGCCUACUCCGCUCCCGUAGCAGCGGCCAUCUUCACCACCGACGACGUGGCCUGCACUACACCGAACCUUUUCGAGGUGCGUCUGGACGAGGUGGCCGGGAACACCAGCGGGAACGGGGGCGGUCCCAAGGUGUGGCGAUGCGCAUUGCCGCAGAUGGAGGCGGUGGUGAUGGUGAAGGAGAUUGUUGGCGGGUUUACAGCGCCGUACCGACCACGUGCGCGCGAGGACGAUGGCACGUUCACCGCGGAUGGCACCCGCAUCGUCGGGAGCUCGGCCCCGGUCGCGCUCAACGUGAAGGACAUCGUCGAAGUGGACAAGCUCACCACCCGCGUGGUGGGGACCGAGAUGGGUCAGGUGGGCGUGUCGUUUGCCGUGGACCCCGGCGACAAAACUGGGUACCGUCACCGACUCGAAAACUUUUUGCGCGUCUACAACCCUCAAGGGCUACGUCUUGUCCCGAAUGUGGUCGAGGUCGUGACAGAGCUAGACACCUUCACGAAGCUUUAUAGACGGUACAAGAUUCGCAACUACGAUGAGCGACUCACCGCGUUCUUCAACGUGUACGGCGCACAGUUCCGGAAGGAAAUACCGUCGCUGCUUCGGCAAUGGGAGGGCAGAGAGGAGGAGCUGCUGCGCAACUUGAUUCUGGACAACGGCCCGGAGCUGUCGACGGUGGAGCCGCACCAGCGACUCACCGCGUACCUCGCUGCGCACCAACUGGAUCGCAAACACCCAGGUGUGCAGGCGAUUCUUGCCGAGCACGCCGAUGCGCCGGACGUGAGUGGUCUCUUUGCCGCCCUUACCGAGCGCUACGGUCCCGAGCCAGACCCGCGCACCUAUUUAUUUAUCCCGCCUCGGUAUACGCCUGUGUCGGCCCAACUGACUAAUGCCGGCCCGUCUACGAGCCUUGAGGCUUCUUCGUGGGCGGCCCGGCCACUUCUCACGCAGCACGCCUCGCCGAACCAGAGCACCUCGACGCGGCGGACACGCAACUCCGAUGCAGGUUUGCCGCAGCGCAGCCCCCCUACCCCCGCCGGUGGCGGUCAGCAGCUUCUGUCGGUUCCCUUGUCACCAACGCCGAAGCCGGCAGCGGCGGCGCCGGUAGAAACCGCGCGGAUGCUGAGCAAAUCGCCAAGUUUCAGAGUCGAUGGGGACGACGGGAAACUGCCAAAAGAAGCAGCGCCACGAAACGCUACUCGCCAGGGCAAGGAGAUACGUAUCAUCACACCGCAGGAUCAGCUUGUGGUGACGGACGGCGACGUUGGUCGUGACGAGCGGAGCAGCGCUGCCACUCGCCGCGGCGCGUCCUUGUGGCGCAAGAUGUGCUCAAUGAUGCAGACCCGGCACCGCGAGUCGACCCCGUGGCGGGAGUACCAGCUUUUCUUUAUGAACCAAGACGAGUUCACCGCCGUGGUGCGUGCGUUGCACAUGUUUAACGAUGACGGCGGCGGUGAGGUGCAGGACUUAGUAGACGAGUGGCAGCGUCGCAUUGACAGCGUGUUGAGAGUGGAGACGCUUUCUCCCAAUGACGCCUACUACGGUGCGGCAGUGCAGGAGACGUCCAGCUUAACGCAUCUGCUGCCGCUGCACAUCCAGGUCCUCUCACUGACCUCUCUCUUUCAUAAGGAGCAGUAUACCGGCUUCUCUACCUAUGUUGAGGAGAAGGCAAAGACGGCCAAGACGGAACGCCUCGUGCUCGUCGGUGACGCACGGAAGCUCAUGGAAGUUGCACGCUACGGCUUUCACGCCUCCGUCGACGUUGCGGGUGGCACACACACGACCCAGCAGUCCUCGUCGAAAGAGAGCAACGCCACGCAAGCCGAGUCCCCUAUCGCCUUUUUUCGCGAGCCCUUUCGGCAGUGCGCCGACAAGAUCACGUGUGGCGUCUUGAUCUGCGAAGUAGCGGUGGGAAGCACCUACGCCUGCCCUUCCACGGCGCACACCCCACGAGACCCGUCGGCGGACUUCCUCGCCUCAUACGACAGCUGCGCAUACGAAGAUGAGGCGAAAGGGCCUGCGCUGGCCGUGUACAGACGCCAACAGGUCUUUCCUCGUUUGCUGCUGCAGUGCGUGGUGGAUCCACACCUGCAGCCAUGCCCUGCGCAUCCAGACAAGGCGGUGGAGUAUUACGUGAUGGACAGCCACGCUUUUGCGUGCAGUCGGUGCGUUGUCUUGGGGGCCUACAAGGGGAAGGAGGUUGUCCCUCUUGACGACGCCGCUGUUCUCGCGCGAGGUGGUUUGGCGGAGAUCGAGCGGACAACGCACGCGCUAAAAGAGAGCCUGCUGGCCUACGCGAACCAACUUCGUGGUGAGGAGAGCAGCAUGCCCACGGCACCGCGGCGCGUCGAGGCCGAGCGGGAGAUUGACCGCCUGCAGAGGGAGACCGAGGAGCGCAUCCGGAGCAUUCGGUGGCAGGUGCAGCUCGAGGACGAGGCCCAGCUGUCCCGCAUACGGGCCGACCGCACAGAGGUGGAGGCGACGCUACAGACGGCGGAGCAGCUCGCGUCGCGACUAGAGGCAGCCAUGCACCUGAGCACGCCGGUGGGAACGGUCAAUGCACUGCAGCACAUCCAGCAAGAGAACGAGGUGGAAGCGCUCCUGGAACGUGUGCGGACUCGCGUCCCUGCCGCCCCGCUGGAGCGUGUCCUGCCGCUGGACGGUCCUUCAGGUCCGUCGCCGGGCCCUGCCGCUACCGCGACGGCGCGCACCGUUGCAGGACUGAACGAAAGCCGGCUGCCGACACAUCCGGAGAGCCGGCGGGAGCUGCGAGGAGCGUCGCGACAGCUCCAUCGCAGCCCGGUCCCGCCGCGCGGGUCAUCCACACAACGCAAAGGUGUCGCAAGCAGCGGUGACCUGUACUCGCAGUACCUCGCGUUAGCGGGAGGGGCGGCAAACGCGAGCGCGACGACUGCCGGUAAUUCAGUGGGUGAAACUCCGUCCCGUCUGCAGGCUCCGAGCCUUCAGAAGAGCGAGGUCGCGUCUCUGCGCCGCCCGGACCCGGCGCCGCGCACUUCGGCGGAGGUCAGCGACAGCGAGGAUAAGGAGGGACUGCCUUCGGCAAAGGAGGCCCUAACGCAGGGCUGGGCGUUGCUGCGUCGCGGUGAUGUGGCGGGGGCGCAGCGCGUGUGGGACUCUGUGUGUCGCGCGCACGGCACGAACGACGUGAUGGGGACAAAGGCGCACGCUUACAUUGCCGAGGCGAUCCACAAGGACUAUGCCGCAGCGGCGCAGUGGUACGCGCGAUCGCUGCAGCUUGACCCGCAGGACCGCAUGACGGCCUACAACUACGGUGUGCUGCUCGAGGCCUUGCUUGAUCAGCCGCAGGAAGCGCUCCGAAUGUAUGACAGAGCCGCAUCGCUUGGUGAUGGCGUGGCAGCCACCCGUGCCCGCGAAGUGCGCUCUGCCAUGGCGGCCUCUAGCAAACCUUCGCGCCGUUGA